AGAGGUCCUGCCGGUUUUUCUAGCCCUGCCUCCGAGUAGCAGCAGCGCCGGGGAAGGAGAAGAGUCUGAGGCUGCGAGAGGAGCAAAUUGCAGGGGAAGGUAGAGAUUGUGGCAAACUUUCUAGCUGCUUCUGCGUGCUGCUACCUCAGCGGUGGGAGUGUCUGGCUGUAAGGAACUGCAAAGCCCAAACCGAAGAGCCCUGAGGCUCGAAAAAAGACUUCCCGCUGCCUUUAGAGGAGGAACUGCCAGCAGUGCGAGCUUUUGCGUAAACAGCUGAGUAGAUGAUACAGCUCUGGAAGAAAGAUUUGUCUUCACAAUUUGCUUUACAGUAUCUGAAUAGUGAAAGCACAAUGGACACUUUUUAGAGUUUUACAGAAAUCAAAAAUCGUCUAGGAACAAGAACGUUGGACUUCAAGGAAUAACAGACUUUAGAGAGCCCAGAAAUUGGUCACUGAUAAACCUGAUUUGGCCAUACAGCUUGGGAAUGAAUACCAUUGAGACAGCAAAGCUUGAAGAGCAUAUGGAGGGUCAAAACAAUGACACUUCUAAUGGCUACUCACGACCUACUCUCUCAGUCAGUGAAGAGAACAAAAAUGGCACUAGCAAACCAAAGGGCUUGUCUAAUGGCUUGCGAAAAACAACAAAGAAAUAUCCUGAUUACAUCCAGAUUGCUAUGCCGGCUGAGUCUAGGAACAAAUUUCCUCUGGAAUGGUGGAAAACAGGCAUUGCCUUUGUCUAUGCUCUCUUCAACUUGAUUCUAACAACUGUCAUGAUCACUGUGGUCCAUGAGAGAGUACCUCCAAAGGAGCUAAGCCCUCCCUUGCCUGACAAGUUUUUUGAUUACAUUGAUCGUGUGAAAUGGGCUUUUUCUGUAUCAGAAAUAAAUGGAAUGAUACUAGUUGGAUUAUGGAUAUUCCAGUGGUUGUUUCUUAGAUACAAAUCAAUAGUGGGACGCAGGUUCUUUUUUAUAAUAGGAACUUUGUAUCUGUACCGCUGUAUUACUAUGUAUGUUACCACCUUACCUGUGCCUGGAAUGCAUUUUCAGUGUGCGCCGAAGUUGAAUGGAGAUUCUCAGGCAAAGGUUCAGAGGAUCCUGCGACUGAUUUCUGGUGGUGGUCUAUCCAUAACUGGAUCACACAUCCUGUGCGGAGACUUUCUGUUUAGUGGUCACACUGUGGUAUUAACGCUGAUCUACCUGUUCAUCAAAGAGUAUUCACCACGUCAUUUCUGGUGGUAUCACUUAAUCUGCUGGCUAAUGAGUGCUGCUGGCAUAAUUUGUAUCCUUGUUGCUCAUGAACACUAUACUGUAGACGUCAUCAUUGCUUACUAUAUCACCACACGGCUUUUUUGGUGGUACCACUCAAUGGCUAAUGAAAAGACUUUAAAGGUCUCUUCGCAGACAAAUUUUCUCUCUCGAGCAUGGUGGUAUCCAAUAUUUUAUUUCUUUGAGAAGAAUGUGCAAGGCUCUGUUCCUUGCAGCUUUUCCUGGCCGAUAUCGUGGCCUCCCAGCUGCUUCAAAUCUUCAUGCAAAAAGUAUUCACGGGUUCAGAAGAUGGGAGAGGACAAUGAAAAAUCUACCUGAAGAAAAGAAGGAAAGCAUCUGCUCUGUUUUUUUACCAAAACAUUAAUGCUGUAACCAAAGCUCUUAAGAGGACUACACUGUAACUGAAGAAGUGGACCAAGCUUCUGUGCAAUUGAUUGGAAAGACAAUUGUAGACAAACAUAUUGCCAUUUCAUAUGUUUUCCUAUCAUCAGGCUGUACAGACCUAUUCUACUCUUCAGUGCUAAUAGAAUGCACCACUGAUGGGAUUUUUUUAUUAAAGAAAAAAUGGAGCAGGACUUUGCUUUACUAAUGAGAUAGAGGCCAAAGACCACACUAGCACUUUCAUUACUAACUAUCACUCAUCCACAGAAGCACCCAAAAAUCUCAUCUUCAGAGUUCUGGAGUGCGUAAGGGCAAAAACAUGCUAAAAUGUAAAGGCAUGAUAUCGGCAUAUUUGAGGCAUAUAAAAAAAAUAACACAAUUGUAGGAAGUGGUUUGUUGCAUUAUUCUUGCUAAUGAAGGUAAGGCCUUUGCGUGACUGGUACAGCUGGAAGCAAGUCUUGACUUUUUUUACACUCUGUGGGUAUGAAUAUCUUAUGACCCUAAAAUACUACUUACCACCAUUAUCUCCCAUAUAUUCUACUAUAUACCAAUUUUUACAUUUUUUAUUAGUAAUUUUAUAUUUAAAACGUUGUGCUACCUGAUGACUUUGCAAAUGAGGAAUAGCUGCUAACAUCAGAGCUCAAGGAGCCUAAAACUUUAUUUUUAAAAAAGGACAUGGUUUCAAAGUCUAAAUCUUUAAUUGCAGUUUGGCCUUGUGUAUAUAGCUAUACAGUGCCUAUCAGUGUAUGUACAUGCAUAUACACACAAAAGCACAUACUGUUGUGUAGUUAAACACAUAUUAAAACUACUUACUAGAAAGAGUGAUCAUACUGUUCUUAAUUCAGGCAAAAGUCCUACAGAUCUUACCUGCUUGAGGAAUGCAAGGCCAGGUCCAAAAUGGGGCUAUAAUUAAAAUAAACAUUUUAAUUUUAGUAGCUCUCUCUUGCUGAAACUAUGUAGCAAAUUUGUUUGGGAGCCAUAGUUCUGCAUUGACUUUCCUUUUUACCUAUUGGCGUGUUUCUGUGACUUCAAAAAAACCAAAAAAGUGCCAAGGUGAAUACCUACAACAGUAGCAUUUCUCCAAUUAUUACCUAAACCCAUUUCAUAUUAAAUGACACUGUGGUAGAACUUGCACGCAGAUUCUUUUUUUCCCAGGGUUUCGUGCAACUGACAUGGCUUUAAGCAAGUUGGCUGAGAAUGUGGGAAAUUACCAUGGCAAACAUGUAACAAAACCACAGAUUAAUUAGCUACCUGGUUCUUGUUGGGUUUUAUUGUUUUGUAUUGUUGGGAAAGCAAAGUAGAAAAUUAGCAUACCAUGUUUAACCAUUUAUGUUCUGUAAUAAUUUCUGCAAUUAACUCAAUUUUAUUUUCAAAUCUUCAGUAAAACCUGAUAGCAAAGAUAAAACUGCAUUAAGUGUUGAAGUGAUACUAAUAUAAAGGAAAUGCUGCUUAUUUUAAGAAUGUUUUGAACUGAGUGACAAGUGUGAACAUAGUUUAAACAAUAACAACUUGUUUUUAAGAAGUCCAGUUAAAGUUACAAAAUGCAAUAUGGAGUAUUCAAAUAUGAUUUUUUUUCAGUUAAGGGGAUCAGUUGCUAUGAGUUGUACAUAAGAAUAUUAUUAACGUGCAUUUCAAAUAUUUUUUGUGCAUUAUCAAAGUAAUACAAUAAACAAUGUUCCUUAUAAUAUAUCCUUGGUAAAACUUAGCUAAGAAAGAAAUUCUGCUGAUGUUUGGUUUUGUUAUUUAAAAUAAGCUUCUUGGACUUUUAUAACACACCCCUGGAAGUUGUGUGUGUGUGUGGGCAUACCUAUGUUUCCAUUUGCUUGCUCCUGGCAGACCUUGAGCAGCUAAAAAGCCAGUAUCAAAACACUUAUAUGAAAGUCCUUUUUCUGUAUCAUAUAAAUGAAUCUGUUCGAUGUCAGUCUGUAAAUCUCCCAAGAUACUUGUUACAUCAAUACUACUUCAUAGAGCAUAAUAUCUUUUUUUGAAGCUGAAUUCUAAGCUUUGUGAUAUCUUAAAUAUGGUCAUGUUAAGCCACUUGUAGUAAUAUUAUCUUUUAGAAAUUGUGAAUUAAUUUCAUUAGUGGUAACCGUGUCUUGAAAAUAACAUGAAAAGCAUUCCAGUAAGGAGCUUAAACAGUGGGUUUCAUCUGGUGGCUGAAUAAUAAAUACUUUGAUAGUCUAGGUAGCUAAUUGUCUGCCUAACCACCACCAUGUCUCAGUGGGAUUUCUGCAAUGUAUCUGCAACGUAGAAUUUCUUCAUGCAGGAUGAGGUGUUUGGUUUUUUACACUUAUUCCUGUUUUUGAAAGGAAAAAAUAUGAAAGUGAUGAUUGAGGCAAGAAAAGAUUAUGCUUUUGUUGGGAGGUGAGAGCUUUCCUUCUACUUCUGAAUUUGAUAGAAUCUUCUAUUGUAAUACAAAAGGAAGGUUUAAAUGGCAGCCCUAGCUCAAAAUACUUGAUUCCUGUUCUGGCUCGGCCCUCCCUUAAGUGCUUAAAUUUUCUCCAUUGUAUCAAAGCCCUCAAAAUGGUGUAUUUUAAUUAGCAGAAAACCCCACUUCUCUACUCUCUCAAUAGCUUUAAAUUGCUUUUGCAAACUUGGAUGGUAUAGAUGUUUAGGCCUAUAUGUAAGGUGGUGAAAUGGGGUAAGUAAUGGUAUGUGCUAGUGCUUACUGCUACAGUAGUUUAUCCAAUACAAACCACAGCCAGUACAUAAAAAUUACUCAUUUUAAGAACUUAGUGAUCAUUGUAGUUAAAUACUAUGAAGCUGAAAACAUGGUUUCAUCCUAAGAGGAAAAAGGAUUGCAGUGGGUAAGAACAGGAGAAACUUAAGUCUUCGCUUAAUUUACUGAUCACUUGAUUGCAGGCUUAUUUGGGCUGUAUAUGCCCAAUGUUAUGCAGUAUGUCACUGUAAUUAUCUUUUCCUGGAAUUACAAUAAUAAUCUUUCUUACAGGUGUCACAUGAGCUGCACCUGUACUGUGACUAUAAGUAAAAUGCUUCUUUUCUCUACUGAAGAGCAUUUACAUGCUGAACUUCCCUGACACUUAAAAAAAAAAAAAGAAAAGGCACUACACUUUUGUACACCUGGCGUAUCAGUUGACUUAGAUGCUGUUGGGUGCUUUCCAUUUAUGAAAUAACCUUUCUUAAAUGCCUAACCUAAAUUUAAAACUGGAUUUAAAAGGUUAACUUGAGCAUAUAAAAAAAUGUGCUGCUAUGUUGUCAUGCUACAGGUGCUUUAUUCCUAUGCCAGAAAUGAUUAGCAUAUACUUGAAACAACUGUAAAUUGACAUUUUUAUGGUAUGUGCUUAGCACUCCCAUGUGGACGUAAAUGGUACUAAAUGUUAAUCAUCAUAGCUAUCUUUCCAAGAAAACAGCAACAGGUGGAGUAAUAGCAAAAAGAGCUGUGCUAAACGUUGCUAUGAACUCUAGUACUGGAUUUGCUUCCCUCCUUAAAAAAAACCAACACUCCCCCCUCCCCCCCAAAAAAGGGGGGGUGGGAGAGAAGGAAGGGGGAAAAAAAAAUCAAGACUGUAUUUAUAUGUUAAAAUACACUACCUUCAUGUAAUAGAGAAAUAAAGCUCAGUAACAGAGACGCAACUGGGAAGUAUUUUAGAAGAUGAGAGAGAAUUCUCUUAAUUAGAUUAUGGCAAAUCCACUUAUCUGUGUCUUAAAUCAGAAUCUGUUCAAACUCUGACUUUCUCCCAUCAUUAGUAUCUGGCUAGACAAGUUAUCCUAAGUUGUUUGUUACUAACCCAAAUUCCUUUUCUCAUUUCAGUAGAUAUGAAGUAUGAUUUACAGUUCUAGAGACCAGAUCCAUUAACUUCAGUGCAAGGUGAAGUCUUUCCAUUUACUUCAAAUGAACUUUCCACAACUCUUUAACUUAAAAAAAACCCCCUAUCUUAAAGAUUCAUGGGGUAACUUUAAAAACAUGUCCAAUCUAUCAGAUGUACUGGAACCAUUUUUUCCUUGCUGGCAGACUUAACAGCUGUAAAGCUCCACUGUCAUCUUGAUAUUUUUACAAUGUGUGUUUUGGACUUACCUAUAAGUCUUCUAUAGGCACACGGGAUUAGAGUGAUACUGUAAGACUGCUGAAUUUAAGUGUUCUGUACCAGGCAUUGUAAAAUCAAUGUCUUAAAUUCAGUUACUGAAAAAGGGGUCUUAAAAAUAAAUACUUCUGUUGGACACCAUUUAAAUGAGUGUUGCUGUUUAAGUGCACAUUGGAAAAAUAUCCUAGCAUGCCACUGAAGUAACUUUGCGUACAAGUUAGCCUUCAUAUGCUAUUUUAUGAUGCUUCCUAGUGUCCAAGAAAAAAAAAAAAUUGUGCUGAGAAACUGAGAAUUAAGACAAAGGCUUUUGUUCUAGUAUUUACAAGAAAAAGGGAGAUGAAAACAUUGAAGUAGAUGGUGAUCAUAUAUUGCUUUUUACACAAAUUGAGCUAAAACUAGACCUAACUUCUAAGUAAUGUAGAAUUACAUUGUUUAUGUGUAAUAGUACUGCAAAAAAUACUUAUAAGGAAACAGGCAGUAUUAAGCACUUCAUUCUACAGUACAGAUGUGUGUCUGUGCUGUGGAUUGUGCUGGUUCUCAUCCAUAACUUACAGUAUAAAAAUAAAACCCAACUCAGUGAGAGAUGCUUGGAGAUUUUAAAAUACUUAAAUAUGAUUAGCAAACUUCCGUAAGCUGUUUCUCCAAGCUGUCACUAACAGUUUCUAAAACAAGAACAAAGUGCUGCAAUGCUUAAAACAUACUGAAGCUUUUUUCCAGUUGGCUCAAGUUUCCAUGUAUUUAACCAUUUGAUUAAGUCUUAUUAAUCUAGAAAGUAGCACAUAAGAAUUUCGGGCUAGGUACAGGUAACAAAUAUUGUAGGAACAAAUUCUAGUUCUGAACUCAUCUUUUAUUUCAGUAGAUAAUCAUUCCUAAUAAAAGACUUAGAAUGCCUGAAUGAUGUUUUAAGAUGAAGUAAUGAUCUGUGCAGUCUCUAGUGUGUAUCUAAAAUACUGGUGUUGAGGAUUCCUUCUCUCCUGGUGGAAAUUAGUGCUUAAAAACUCAGGAAGAUAUGACUUGUUUUCAAUGAAAAUAUGUUAAUUGAUAAGGGCUUGGAGUUUAGCAAAUAUUAUGAGAAGUUUGUUUUCUGUGCCUCUCUGCUGUGGGCUAACCUUUAAGUUAAAAGAUGCAACCCAGGUAGGAGGAGAGGGCAAACCAGCUCUUUCUGGAAGCAGUAAUUUGUGACUUUCUGAAUUCAAAUUGCAUUGGCUGCAUGCUACAGGCAGUCUUAUCCGUACGAUAGUGGAAAAAAAGAUGCUGUGUUAUACUAUUACAGUGUUCACUUUUUCAAAUGAUUCUGUAUCGUUUGGCCCAGCCCUUCCCUUAGAUGAGGAGUGAAUGUUUGUGCUUUGCUUGCUGUAUGGUUAGUCAUAACUGGUUUUAGUUCUGGUAAAUGCCAAUGGAAAAAAAGUAGAUCCAUUGUAUGCAGUGCCUAAGGUGUUUUUAAAGUCUCUAUGCAUGGGUUUCUUCUAGCAGAAAUACUCUUCUUUCAAGCUAUGCCUAUACAAUAUUAAUUUCAGCUCUUGUAUUUGCCCUCUGCAUAAUAAGGUCUUUAGGAAGUUAGCAUUUGUGAAACUGCAAAGACUUAUUACAGAAGAAUCUCUUUUGUGCCAAUUGAGAUUGAUUUUCACAAAACAACUUUGCUGAAAUGUGUUUGAAGGUAACUUUUUUUUUUUUUAAGAAAAAGUGGUCAGAAACUAGUCUGAGGUACAGGCAUCUUGAGCAGCUGGUGACCCAGGCACUAUGCACAUGUGUGUGGAGAGGGGUCUCUGUGGCAUAGGCAAUAUUGGGUGCAGUAUACAGAGGCUUCUCUGGGAAGAUAAACUAGGUUGUACUCUACACAUUAGGCUGUAAGCCAUCUUUCCUUGUUCUUUUGAGCUUCUUUCAGACUGAGGGCACAGCACCAAAGAUGGCAAUCUCUAAAAAGUGUAGUGAAGAUCACUUACUAAACCAGAAAACUAUGAAAGGGGCUGAAAAGGCAGACCACUGUGACUUCAAGUAUGUGAAUUGCAUUUAAAAUGAGUGGGUCUGUUCACUUUUUAAUUUUUUUUUUUUAAUUAGAGAUGGCAGGAGUGCUGAGAAUAAUAUACUCCCUGCUUACUUUUACCUCUACCAAUGAAGUGUUUGUACACAGACCUUAAAAAAUAUUGUUAAACUCCAACCCCUCUUCCAUUUUGAGUACCUUGUUAUUAGUGCUUUGUUACUUCUGUAAAAACUGGUUUUGCGUUCCACUUUUUUCAUAGCUUGUUGCUGCUCAAAAUGCUGCUUACACUUUAGCCUCGGUGGCUUUGGGCUCCUGUCUUACUUUAUCUGCUUCUGUUAACUGCCUUUUCUAAAUGGCUCAAUACAGAAGAGUAGGAUUAAUGUUUGAGAAGGCUCCAAAAUUAACACUAAAGCCAAAAGGUGUUCUUGUCAGACACAUCUUUGCACAAUUUGAGACUCUGAAAUUAUUUUCAAGUAUAAAACCUAACAUCCUAGGGCAUAGUUUUUAUCUCAGGAAUCAAUUCUUACUCUUUAAAUGUUUAGUACAUUCAUUUGUGUUUAUUUUUCUGAUUCAGGAGAGCAUGUGUGAGAUGUGAAAAAGAUAAAUUCUGGCAGUUUUGUGAGGUCAGGGUCACACCAAGGAACCUGAAAAUAAAACAGGAAAGAAUGGUUUGACGGCUGCGGUUCUCAUGCUUUCCAUGUGACUUUGAGGAGAACUCUAAAGACUUCUGUAAAAACUGUAUAGGAUGUCACUUUUAACUGCAACAUGCUUUCAUCCUCAUUGGCUGACAGUUUUUCUUGCGUGAUUUCUCCUAGGUCGAAUCCGCAGCUUUAUACAUUAAUUGGAGCUGUAUAUCCAACCUGGGAAAAACUAGGCAAGAAAAGCUGUUGGCUGCUGAGGAACCUUAGAUGGUAAUAUAGGAAUGCUGUAAUGUUUGCAUGAUGAGGAGCUAAUACAUGGCCUUUUUGGUUUUUUAAUAGCUUUAGGGUCCAGUUCUGCAAUUGCUGUACAGCAUAACGUUACAGUAACAAAUGAUACUACUUAGAGACCUUCUGUGCUGCAGUUUGUACUGAUGUUUGCAAACUGGACCUCAUUUCUACAUAAAUUGUUCAUAAAUAGCAAGAGUUGGCUUUUAUGUUGCAAAACUUUCAGGAUGACGUUUUCUAGCACUUCAGCUAUUUCUGUUAAGUGGAUGCCAACUGAGUGUUGUGGUUUGCUGCAUACUGUGAGAUACUAGAGUUGUGAUUUGUAAGACAUUGCAAUAUGUGUUCACUCUGUAAAAAAAAAAAACAACCUAUUGCACUAGCUGUACUUUAAAAAAAAAAGCAAUAAUGUGAGCAUCUUGUAGCUUUUAUCUCUAAAGGUGCUAUCUGUCAUGAUCACUUGCACUGUUGACCAUGAAUUUGGUAAAAAUAUGUUAAAGAAAUUGUCUUAUGUGGUUUACUCAGCACAUACAAGUUGAAACUUUUUAUGGUCAGCCUGUGUACUAACAAAUGCAAUACUUUGUUGGACUACUUACUACCAUACACAUCCUUAAAAAUCAAAAACCUAUGUCCAUUUAUGGUGCUAAUGAUCUCUCAAAAAAUACCAGGAGCUCAUACUCUAUUCUUACCCAUGAACAUUAAGGAAAGCUGUUGUGACACCUUUUCAAUAAAGCAUAAUUUCUGUACUUUUUAA
Molecule: messenger RNA, 9346 nt
Organism: Aquila chrysaetos chrysaetos
Lineage: Eukaryota; Metazoa; Chordata; Aves; Accipitriformes; Accipitridae
Gene: SGMS2
Product: sphingomyelin synthase 2
Exons: 7
Coding region: 485-1582 (365 amino acids)
Biological process (GO): sphingomyelin biosynthetic process; ceramide biosynthetic process
Cellular component (GO): endoplasmic reticulum membrane; Golgi membrane
Molecular function (GO): sphingomyelin synthase activity; ceramide cholinephosphotransferase activity
Source: RefSeq, a predicted model, not a curated record